This is a messenger RNA of Gryllus bimaculatus (two-spotted cricket), 3834 nucleotides long. Lineage: Eukaryota; Metazoa; Arthropoda; Insecta; Orthoptera; Gryllidae. The record is from the annotation of a GenBank genome assembly.
CAGCCUCGGACGUUCCUGCAAUCGUGCCGGAGCGGAGUUUCAGGGGGGUUGUGUUUUCAGUUUCGCGCUGAAAAUGGCGACAUGUUUGAACAGCAAGAGGUUCCACCGUCUCCCCAGGAUGUCAAAUAGCAUAACGUUGGUGGAUGUCAUGUGCCCCGUGUGUAGAGGAAUUUUUAUAGAACCUGUGACUCUACCGUGUCAACACGGAUUGUGUUUGAAAUGUUUCGAACGUUCUAUGGAAGAGUCAAGUUUGGCGUGCCCAAUGUGUCGGAAAAGGGUUGGUGGUUGGUUAAGAACGGCUACAAAGGACGGAAAUUUGGUGAAUAUUAAAUUGUGGGCCCUGAUACAACAACGAUUUCCAGAUGAGGUGCAAGCGAAGAUGAAUGGCGAUGAUGACGGCGUGGAGGAACGUGUUGUUUCUAACAGUACACCCCAAGUUCGUCUCAGCACACCAGGUGAGAUUGGUCAAGAAUUUGCAUAUCAGUUACACCAGUUGCAGAAAGAGGCUGAACGUAGGCAAGAAGAAGAAUGGAGAGCAAGUUGUAAUCUGAUACAGAAGUUGUGUAAUAGAAAUAUUCUCUCUGAACUAAUGUCAAAUUGCAAAAUGUCUUUUGGUUUCAAGGAAGAAGAGCAGAGGGAAAAAGAAAGGCAGCAAAAUCAAGUUCACCAUGAUGAGCAAGUGGCACGAGAGCUUCAGGAGACAAUGAUGCAGAGCUCCAGCAAUGCAUCACAAAGUACUCCUGAACAAGUGCCACCCCAGCAGCAGAAAGCAACUCAACUUCGGCCAGCACCUCAUAUACAACAGCAACGUCAAGGCCCUUCAUCGGAAGUGGAAGUUAAGAAAGGACCUUUGGACUUCUUUUUUGCUACAGGAUCCUUUCAUAAAAAGUCUGUGGUGGAAAUAAAUUGCCCAUCAGAUACUCCAGGGUGUAGUAGUGAUCAAGCACGUAGCAGCAGUAAUUUGAGCACAGGAAGUCAAGACUCCAUUACUCAAGAAAUGUUACAUUUUAAACCAAUCAAAGUUGUGCCCCGGACCCCACCUAAGCGUCUCCCGGGAGGAGCACUGUUUGCAGAUGGUCAGGUGGUGGAGCCUCGCAUCGUGAAAGCAACUCCUCUCAAUUUGAACCGUGCUUAUGAGGUGCUCGAAGCAGGAGCUGAUGUUGAGGCCUUGCUGAGCCCAGCUUCUCGUUUGCGACUAGGAUUGUGUCAACCGGAGUGUACGUUGCCACAACCAUCAGCAUUCAGAGGUUACCCAUGCAUACAGCAGGCCCGUUCAUCUUCAGGAUUGGAAGAAGCAGAAGUGGAAACGCCAACGAAACGUCCACGGUUAGCACCCGCUGCCUUGGACACAGAAGAGAGCAGUGCUGAGGCAACCCCAUCCUCUCCAACGACUACCGAGACAGACAUUAAUAUGGGAGUGCUGCGAUUGAGCCCUUCAGGACCAGCUUCCAGCUCACAUUCUGCAGAUCUUCAUACUAAGGUUGGAUUUCUUCAGAUCAUACCUGCAGAUGAUCCCGUUGCAUCUUCUUCUUCUUCUGGCUGCUAUGCUGGCACCAAGGAUACACCAGAUUCUAGGGUAUCCAGUAUGGAUAUUGAUAAUAGUUCACCAGUUGCCACUAAGUCAGGUCCUGGGACAGCUCACACGAGUGGGAUGGACAUAGAGGAGGAAGGAGAAGGAGUGGAAAACGAGUCAGCUGAUGUGCCUGGGAGAGGGAGGGAAUCAAUUGCGCUCCGUCUGCUGGCAGAGGAGCAGGCUGCUGAGGAGUUGCGUCUCCAGCAGGAGCAGCAGCAGCAGCAGGCAGAUUGGGAAUUAGCCAAGCGCUUGCAGGACGAGUGGGACCUAGCAGAUCAGAGGGUGGAUCGAUCGAGGGGUUCCGACAACCCUUAUGAACUGCGACGCAAACCCACCUCGGCAGGAGUGAAAGCAAAUGGCUCUUCUCGUGGGAAAGUUGCACGAGGUCGUCAGCGCACUCUUGAGGAGACGUUUACUCCUCGACGACGUUCUGGCCGCAAUUAAAAACUGUAUUUUUCUGUCAGUAAAGUGUUGUUCAUGUUAAUAACUGUUGGUUUUUAAGGCAGUUGAGAGCUUGUCUAAGUUGUUGGUGACUGAAAAAAUACGUACUGCCAACUCAUAACUGCCACCCUUCUAACAUUGUCCUUUUUUUAAUUUUUUUUUUUAACAUUCAUUUGUAAAUGUGUAGAAUUGUGCUCGUAGUUCAUUUUCCCUUGUAAAUUUCUCUCUUUUGUGUUUCUUAAUUUUAUAAAUCAGUUGUGACUCCUGAUAGAGCUUUUGUGCUCUCAGGGCAUAAAAGCAAGUCAGUUAUCUUUUCUUAAGUUUGGGUUUUGUGCAAUGGAAGUGAAUAUAUGAAAUGCAAAUAAUGUAGGAACUUUUUUCAUUUUUCAAUAUAAACAGUUGAAUAUAAAUUAAAAAUUAUAUAGAUUAUGGCCUGAAAUGUACAAUUUGGAUUAUUGUUGAAUUGAACUGUAUUUUGAAAAUUUAUUUUAUUAAAUUUGCAGUAUCCCAUGAAGAAAGAGGUUUUUAAAAAAUUAUUUCAUUCGUGGGUAAUUCGAUAGAGCACAUCCCAAAGUUUGUAAAAGAGUGCAUUAAAGCAUUCAUUCAAAAAAGCUAGUCUAAGAGAAACAAGGCUUUUAAAUGUGAAUGAUGGUUUUAAGGCAUUCUUAUUGUGAUUCAAUGUUAUGUUCCAAGAAAUGUAUUUUGUAUGGCAAACUUAAGUUUGUUUUUACAUUAUUUUUUAUUUUACUCUUCAAAACAAAUACUAUAGUGUAAACUAUAUUUUCCCUUAUUCUACAAUAAUGCUCAUGAUAUUAAUUCUAAUCUAUGCUACUUUUUCUUGAGUGUACCUCACCAAGACUGUGAUAUGUGUUCUCAUUUUGAUGACAGUAGCAGAAUCCUUUGCAAACAACGUAUUUUGGUUUAGUAUCACUAAUAAUAAUAAUACUUGUGAUUAAACAAAAUAGGAGAUUUAUUCUGGGCAGCGAAUAUUAAAAUUUUGUGUUGUGAACUGCUGCUGUGUGACAUAAGAAACUUGUACCUGCUGGUCAGAAGAUAAGUAUGUGUGAAGAGUAUUGGAGUGUAUUCUAUAAAAUUUUAGUACAAGUCAGAUGUGGAAAGAGUGAUAGAAAUUUUCUUAUAUAUUCCUCAAUUUUUUUAAAAACAAUAUUGUUUUAUUAGGAUGAUUCAUCUUAUUUCCACCCUGCAUAGGGGGAGAGAGCCAAUAAUGGCUUCUGUUUGUAGAUGAUAUCAAUUGUACAGUGUAAAUAGGCAAUGGUGUGCAUAGAGAAUUUGAAAAUAAUGAUAUUGUGUAAAUGCCGAGUUUGUUGUGAAUGAUGCAAUAUCUGUUGUUUCCUGAAACAAAAAUUAUAAUUUAGAUGAUUUAAAUUUUUGCCAUAAAAUGUUCUUAUACGUUGAUAUGACAUUUGAUAUGUCGUAGUAGUUACUUUAACGUAGGGACAAAUGUGUCCUUAACAAGUCCAUUUUAUUUGUAAAAAAUCAGUUUUAUGGAUUGUUAAAGUCAGAUCGAAAUAUAAAAAUUCUAUCUAACCAAUUAUACCUCCUUAAAAUAAAUUGCAUAGGGCAAAAUGACCCUACUUUGAUUACAGGUGAAACAAAGUGGCAAAAGAGAAUGAGUUUCAUAAAUAUGACCAUUCCAUUUUUGCUUCAUUUUCUGUUGUUUUCCCCAGGAUAUUGACCUGCUAGAGAUGCCAGUUUGUGACAAAAAUGUGCUCUUUCACUGUAUUCAUUCUGUAGGCAAAUGCGUCACUUGAUACAAACACCAAUAAAGAAAUGCUGUUUUGAUUUUAGUUUUUAAUUUC